AUGCUUUUUGUUGUUCUGCUGUCGUUUGGCUUGAUCUCGACGCUCAGGUUGACGCUCAGUGCACGAGUCAUCCUCUUCUAUCCCACCAAUGAGAAGAGCUGUCGUCAAGCCGUGGUCGCUGUCGACACAGGCUCUGUGGCGACGUCUUGUUACGCGGCAGACGAUCAAGCGGGCAUUGCUGCUCCCGUCGACGUGUGUCUGCACUCCCGGCAACAGGAGGGCGAGACAUGUGUGUGCGGUUGUGCCUGUAGCUGCGAGUGCGAGUGUGGCCGGCCAGCUCGAGUCCGGCCAGCCAGACAGGACUCGAGCCAACAGUCUCAAGUGGACUCGAGACUCGACGGUCGUCUCGACGAGAUUGCCGUCGGCUGUCUGGCCUCGGAGUCGGACUCGGACUCGGACAGUUGCAGCAACAGGGCGCCCGAAACUGGUGUCGCUGUCGCCCCGUUGACUGUCGCCUUUCCGGGCGUCGUCAACCUGCCGAUGUCAAGUCUGUGUCGAUUGUCGCCGCCGCCAGAGCUGCCGCACUGGAGCCUGCCGUCGGAUCGAGUUCCCGGCUACUCGCCAGCCGAGCUGGCGGCUGCCGAGCGCAGUUUGAAGCGGAUCUCCCAGACGACCGGAAGAGCCGGAGUUGUGGACGAGGGCGACGGCGACGGCGACGGUGACGGCGAAGGAGAUGCCGGCGGAGAGGGCGACGGCGACGGUGACGGUGAGGGGAUGUUGAAUAGGUCUGUAGGCGUGGGUACAGUUGGUGGAGGUCGCGGGGAGCAGUUGGGUGUGGCGGGCCUGCUGAGACACGUGUCCUGCGACUUGAGACAGCACAAACCCGAGAGCUCCGCACACCACCGC
This is a messenger RNA of Protopolystoma xenopodis, 846 nucleotides long. Lineage: Eukaryota; Metazoa; Platyhelminthes; Monogenea; Polystomatidea; Polystomatidae. The record is from the annotation of a GenBank genome assembly.